This is a messenger RNA of Archocentrus centrarchus (flier cichlid), 1907 nucleotides long. Its product is annotated as C-1-tetrahydrofolate synthase, cytoplasmic-like. Gene Ontology annotation, cellular component: cytosol. The transcript is spliced from 12 exons. Bases 140 to 1102 code for a protein of 320 amino acids. Gene Ontology annotation, molecular function: methenyltetrahydrofolate cyclohydrolase activity; methylenetetrahydrofolate dehydrogenase (NADP+) activity. The record is from RefSeq and is a predicted model, not a curated record. Gene Ontology annotation, biological process: tetrahydrofolate interconversion. Lineage: Eukaryota; Metazoa; Chordata; Actinopteri; Cichliformes; Cichlidae.
AUAGCUGCGGCUGCCUCUUCUUCCUCUUCAGGUUCAUGGUCAUUACGUUGCAGUAUUUUUGUCACUGCUCGGCUUCCAUACAUGACAGAAGCACCCACAUAGACGGAAACAUCUGCUGCAGCUGUUUGUCCCUUCAGUCAUGUUGUCCUGGGCCGCCCACUCGCUCCGUCUCGGGGCCACUGGUUGCCAAGGAAGCUGGCGCUCCAUAGCAACGAUCAUCUCUGGGAACAAAACCUCCAAGAUGGUGAGAGAGAGACUGAAGAAGGAGGUGGAGAAGAUGGCAAGCCAGUUUUCAGGGUUCAGACCCAGUCUGGUGGUCCUGCAGGCAGGAGACAGAGAUGACUCUAACCUGUACAUCAGCACCAAACUGAGGGCUGCAGCCGAGAUCGGAAUAGAAGCCAAACACAUCCGACUGCCGAACACAACAACGCAGGAGGAGGUUCUGCAGAGCAUCAUGUCUGUCAACGAGAACCCAUCCGUGCACGGUCUGAUCGUCCAGCUGCCGCUGGACUCUGUCAACCACAUCGACACCGAUCUCGUCACCAACGCUGUGUCCCCACAGAAAGAUGUGGACGGGCUGAGCUGCAUUAAUGCAGGGAAACUGUCUCGAGGAGAUCUCAGCAGCUGCUUCAUCCCCUGCACUCCCAGUGGCUGCAUGGAGCUCAUCAGGCAGACAGGCGUGUCCGUGGUGGGGAAGCACGCGGUGGUGAUCGGUCGCAGUAAAAUCGUCGGUGCUCCGAUGCACGACUUGCUGCUAUGGAACCAUGCCACUGUGACCACCUGCCACUCAAAGACACCUGACCUACCUGAGCAGGUGGGCCGGGCUGAUAUCCUGGUGGUGGGGGCUGGCAGAGCAGAGAUGGUGAGAGGAGAGUGGGUGAAGGAGGGCGCGGUGGUCAUUGACUGUGGAAUCAACCAUGUCCCUGAUGAGACGAAGGCCAGUGGUAAGCGGGUGGUUGGAGACGUUCACUACGCCUCAGCCAGUCAGAGAGCAGGAUACAUCACACCUGUUCCCGGAGGGGUGGGGCCGAUGACGGUGGCCAUGCUCAUGGAGAACACGGUGCAGAGCGCUCAGCGUUUCCUCCUGAAGUCGAGGAGAUAAAACAUCGACACUGACGGGCAGGUGGACAGUGCCAUUGCAGAGAUGAUGUCUUCAAAAUUAAAACAGGAACACUUCCUGUUUCAGAGGCUGAACUCAUCUUUGCUUUAGUCUUAAUUCUGGUUUCUGACCUCCUCUGUUUGCUUCUUCACGUAACAGCAGCAGGACACGCUGUGCUCGCUGAAGCUGCCAAUGCUCCGCUCUUUGCUCAGAAUUUAUUUUCUUCCUUCUCUUUCAUUUUAAUAAAAAUCUUUUACCAUCUCAUAUAAAACAUCUGUCAGUAACAGUGACUCAUAUAAACCAAACAACACAAUCAAAGUAACUUUGCUCCCUAUGAACCUCAUCACCCUCGUGUCACAGGACACAGCAUCACCUCGGCUUUGGGUCUGAAACAGAUGUGAACCCUGGAGUUUCCUGCUGAUUCCCGUCUCUUCAGUCUGGAUUCAAUUACGGAAAACAGACACACAGUGGGACUUUUAUUGUGAAAAACUGAACCUUUGACAUGCUCGAGCUUUACAUAAAUGUUCUCAAAUGCAACAGGUCACGUGUUCAUGUUGUGUUCAGGCUGUGACCUUUGAACUCAUCUGCAGCUCAACCUCGGGGUUGUUGUUACGGAAACAGACAAGUUGCUUUCCGCUGCCGACUGAAGUCAACACAAACUAAUCAGAUAUCUCAGAGGGAUCGAUGAAUUGCCUAUUGGCCGAACGCAUCAUUAAUAUUAAUUAUUAAAAUACAUGUCUGAGGUUUCAUCGUGUAAAUAAUCUGUAGAUCUGAAGUUUAAUUGUACUAUAUUGAACUUUAAACAAAG